Molecule: messenger RNA, 1228 nt
Organism: Cherax quadricarinatus
Lineage: Eukaryota; Metazoa; Arthropoda; Malacostraca; Decapoda; Parastacidae
Product: doublesex- and mab-3-related transcription factor 1Y-like
Biological process (GO): sex differentiation; regulation of transcription by RNA polymerase II
Cellular component (GO): nucleus
Molecular function (GO): DNA-binding transcription factor activity, RNA polymerase II-specific; RNA polymerase II cis-regulatory region sequence-specific DNA binding
Source: RefSeq, a predicted model, not a curated record
CAGCCACGGCCUUGCGUAGUGUUCCAGCCACGGCCUUGUGUAGUGUUCCAGACACGGCCUUGUGUAGUGUUCCAGCCACGGCCUUGUGUAUUGUUCCAGCCAUGGCAUUGUGAGUUGUUCCAGCCACUGCACUGUGAAUUGUAGCACCAACUGAAUUGCUGACACUUUCAACUACGUUAUUGUGCCUCGUUUCAUUUAGAGUCUACAAAUCUGUCUCCAAGUGUUGUGAGUUUCAACUGGGCCGAUUCUUGACAACAUGGCGGAGGACCGGCCAAUAAAGUUCCAGAACGAGAAGCCUCGUAACGAAGGCUUCACCGACAGUGUGUCCUCACCGCUGGCACUUCCAGAAGGAAGACAGCAAGGGCAGCAGGAAUGCUCCAGUAGGGUGCCCAAGUGCGCCCGCUGUCGCAACCACCAUAUACACACGCCCCUCAGAGGGCACAAGAGGUACUGCCCCUUCAGGUUGUGCCAGUGUGAGAGGUGCCAACUGACGGUGCAGCGGCAGAAGAUCAUGGCACAGCAGGUGGCACUGCGCAGAGCCCAGGAGCAGGACGAGGCACGGGCAGUGAUGGGGGUGGCACUGAGCAGAGGGCAGGCACCUGCUUCACCCCCCACCUGGGCAGCAGAGCAGGAGGGCAGCAACAGCAGAGAAGACUCACCCUCCACUCCUGCUUCUGCCUCUGCUGACACGUCUGCUGCCUUUACUCCAGCCACUGCUGUAAGCAAACCCUCCACUUCCACCUCCAGCCUCUCGCUUGGGCACCACCUACAAUGGGACCCAACGACCUUCCGCCACCUACACGGUGACGUCAUGGAAUGGUCCCUACAGCAGCGACAGCGACAGCAACAGCAGCAGCCUCUGUCUGCCUCCCCACACUUGCUCCCCAACCUACACCCCUCUCCCCUACCCUCCUUAUCCCUCUACACCCCUCGCCACCUCCCUUAUUUAUUCUCCCCUCUCAUGCACCCCUACCCAUCUAGCCAGAGCCUCCCCAACUCCCCCCACAAGCUCUCUCAUGACUUCCUCCCUCACGCCCUCACUCACGACCCCCACCCUCACGACCCACCUCACGACCCCCACCUCGCGACCCCCACCCGUCCGUCAUCGUGUGUCCACUUGCUUCAACAUGACUUUCCUCCACCCGUGUCAUCCCAACUGAAUGCUCCACCACAUGGCUCUCCAACAACGACUCUCUCCAAAGAAAGGUCACCUCCAACAAGUGUUUAA